AAAAUGUAAGAAAAUAAUUUAGUUUUUGUGUUUAAUUAAAUUGAAUUGUUAAAAAUAAUUAUUAUAUUGGCUACAAUACCGUAAAAAGGACAACAAAAACUUGUUUCACAAUUACAUAUUAAAGUGGCUAAAACAAAAGUAAAAAUCCCAAACAGUGUAGAAAGUGCAAAAAAAAGAUACCAACACAACACAACAACAUGUCCGUAGAAGUUUUACAGCAUUUUUCGCCAGCUCCAGUGCGAAGUGCAUGUGAAACAAUAUCAUUGGCAAGUGAUGGAUCCUCAAAAUGCGCCGAAAUAUUUGUUACAAACAAUGCCGACAAAUGGACAUUUUUCUGCGCCUAUUGCCAAAUGGCUACUGUCGAUAUAGGGGCAUUCAUUUGUCACAUCAGACUGGAACAUUUGAAUAGACAAACUUCUGAAAUACAAAGCAAAAAUUCCACAACUAUUGCCGCUACUCGUGCAAAUGAUAGCAAUCUUACGGGCGUUGUGGCAACUACACAAAAUGUAGAGGCUGAAGAUGAAUUUAUGGCAGACGCUCAACAACAGCCGCCACAAAAUGAAAUAGUUAUUAAGCAAGAAGUAACCAGCAAUCAAGAAAAUCUACAAUCCUUUGGUUCGGAAAAGGAGAAUCUCAUUGAUAAUAAGAAUUCCUCGUCAAGGUCCUCACAGCCUUGUAAAGAGAAGCUUAAUGAAGAAUUUUUUGCCAUAACAGCAUUAGACCAAGACCCCGACCAACAACAACAACAUGAAGAAAUCAUAAAGGUGGUUUAUUUAAACAAUGAUGAAGCAGCAACUGAAACAAAUGAAAACAAUACUAACCAUGAUCCAAAUAAGCAGCAAGAACAGGACAAUGAUUUGAAAUACAAAUGCCCAUAUUGCAAACAAACUUUCAAAAAAAUACCCUCUCUAAAUCGUCACAUAACAGCUGUACAUAGGAAAAAACAUCGCCUGCAAUUUCCAUUCAGAUGCACUAUGUGCCCUAAUGGUUUUAAAACUAAAGUCGGUUUAACAGUUCACUCAAUUAGCCACAGCAGAAACAUAGUUUUACCGUGUCCCGUCUGUAAGGAAAAACACAAAAGGAAACAUUUGAUGGCUCAUAUGCGAACGCACGAAAGCGCCGGCUGCUUUCCCUGCCUGGAAUGUAGCAAGGUAUUCGGCAAUCCCAAGCUACGUAUGAAACAUUGGAAAAAACAUUCCUCACAUAAGCCAUAUAGUUGCAAGAUUUGCUAUCGCCGCUUUCUUAAAAAACAACAUCUAACGAAUCAUUUAAAAUGUCACAAACAAUAUCAGUGUAGUUUCUGUUCGUCAAAAUAUACUACAUUAGAAACACAACAAACUCCUUAUGUUUGUGGGAAAUGUGAAAACUUGACCGAUCGGCUACUGCCUAGGGCUAACACGGUAGCACUUGAAACUGAAGACCUAACCGAGGAAUUUAUCACAUCAGAAAAUCAACAAUACUUUGAAAUUCCAACCAAUACCGAAAGUAUUACAAAUAUUACCACAAACAUGCAAGAUGCGUUCAACAACUCUAAUAACAAUAUCAAUGAUGAUGAUGGCUUAAAUGAUUAUGACUCGGAUUUAGAAUUUAUUGAUGAGUGGCACGAUGACAAUGUACCCAGUGGCAGCAGCAGUACAUCCACUGCCCCACAAAUGAUAACCUUACCACAUUUAUUAUACAAAUGUAAAUAUUGCCACCGAGAAUUUAUUUCCGAACGCAGCCUCGUUUGUCACACCACAAAAACGCAUGUGCAGCAUAAACCGUCGCAAACUCGUUUCAUGUGCUUCUAUUGCAAUAGAUCGUUUACAACUAGAUCGGGCCAGGCAAUGCAUCAAAAAACUCACGACAAAAACAAUCAAUUUCAUUGUCCUGUGUGUCCGCUAACGGAAUUCCGUGAAAGUUCUUUCAUUAAACAUGUGCUAAUGCAUGAAAAUGAGUCGUGUUUUCCCUGUCAGGUCUGCGCAAAAAUAUUCCCCUCAAAUGCCCAACGUUUGGAACAUUGGCGCAUACACAUUGAGGAGAGACCACAUGGCUGUAAACUUUGUUAUCGCCGUUUCUAUCACAAAAAUGUUCUUAAAAAUCACAUGAAAUCUCAUGGACUGUAUUAUUGUCAUUUAUGUGCGAAAGAAUUCCGUUCAACACAAACCCUACACCAUCCAUAUGUUUGUAUAAAGUGUAAAAAAUUACCGCCAGCCGGAAAAAGCAAAUUAGAAAAGCGCAAAUCUUUGGGGAAUAAUAUGCAGCAGGAGGAUUAGAUUUAUCAUUAUUAUGUAUUACUAGGUAUAUAUUUAAGUGGAGUUUUUUUUUUAUAACAGGAACUUGCUAUCUUCUAUGGUUUAGAAGAUGUUUCUAAAGUAUUCGUAUUGAAUUUAUAAACGAAUGUUUCUUUCGUUAAAAAAAUAAUCUAAUUAAAUAAUCUUGAUUUUAAGAAUAAUAAAAAUUUAAA
Molecule: messenger RNA, 2446 nt
Organism: Calliphora vicina (urban bluebottle blowfly)
Lineage: Eukaryota; Metazoa; Arthropoda; Insecta; Diptera; Calliphoridae
Product: zinc finger protein 83-like
Exons: 3
Coding region: 198-2255 (685 amino acids)
Biological process (GO): regulation of transcription by RNA polymerase II
Molecular function (GO): DNA-binding transcription factor activity, RNA polymerase II-specific; RNA polymerase II cis-regulatory region sequence-specific DNA binding
Source: RefSeq, a predicted model, not a curated record